AUGCAAAAUUGUAAGAGAUUGAUUCAUUUAGUAACUACAAUCUCAAGAAAAAUGAUUCUGUUUAUACACAGGACUUGUAUAGAUUUCAAUAGUAAUAUUGAAUAAAAGCUACAAAACUAAAAUCAUUCUUAAAACCUCAAAUUGAAAAUUUAAAUAUUAUCUUAAGUAUUAGUUUUUGAAAGUUUAGAAAUGCUAAAUUAACUAAAUAUCCAAAAACUUAAUGGAACAUAAAUUUAAGUAUUUAGAAAAAGGUGGCUAAAUAAUUAUAAUUAAAAGAUUAAUAGGUAAAACAAUAAACAGAUCGAAAUUAAGUUAUAAUUCAUAAUAUAGCACCAUAACUAAUACAUUAAUAUACUAAUUAUUUAAAAAUAGAUCAAAACAAAAAAAAGUAAUUAUAUCAGUAAAAUUAUACUUCAGAUUUAAGAUUAAAAUAUAAAAUUGAUGUUCUUAAAACCAAUAAGUAAUUAUGGAGAUCUAAAGAAGGAGUCAAAGAAAUGA
Molecule: messenger RNA, 498 nt
Organism: Paramecium sonneborni
Lineage: Eukaryota; Ciliophora; Oligohymenophorea; Peniculida; Parameciidae
Source: the annotation of a GenBank genome assembly